AUGGCUGGGCAGAGAGAAAUGAGAUACAGAGUUCAGAGGGGCAUCAUCGAUGAAGAGAGAUUGGAGGAGUUGGCUCAGAGGAUUGACUACUCUAACAUUAAUCCUUCCCUGACUGAGCGCCUGAAAAACAAUUUUAGAUGCACAACAACCAAACUGAAGAGAGCUGUGGUGGGCUGUCUGCCUAUACUUUACUGGCUGCCCAGAUACUCUAUCUUUGAUUAUGGCAUGGCUGACCUCAUCUCUGGUAUCAGUGUGGGCAUCAUGCAUCUACCUCAAGGGAUGGCAUAUGCGCUACUGGCCUCCUUGCCCCCAGUGUUUGGACUUUAUUCAUCGCUUUAUCCUACUUUGGUCUACUUAUUCUUUGGGACAUCCCGUCAUAACUCAAUUGGCACAUUUACAGUGGUCAGCAUUAUGGUGGGCAGUGUGACAGAGAGAUUAGCUCCAGACAUGAAUUUCUUGAUCAUGAAUGGUACCAACGUUAGUGCGGAGGUGGACAUCACUGCCCGGGACGCCUAUAGGGUUCAGGUAGCAGCUACAGUCACUCUCUUGGGAGGACUUAUACAGGUGGUACUGGGUUUAGUGAAGUUUGGCUUUGUGGGGACCUACUUGUCCGAGCCAUUGGUGCGGGCCUACACAACUGCAGCUGCUUUUCAUGCGGUAGUUGCACAAAUUAAGAGCUUAAUUGGGGUGUCAGCGACACGUCACGUAGGGCCCUUCUCACUGGUUUACACUCUGGUGGAUGUGUGCUCCCUGCUACCUCAGACCCACCUUCCCACUCUACUGGUCAGUGCUGUAUCCAUCGUGUUUCUCAUCGCUGCCAAGGAGCUCCACUCCCUGCUCGGCCCAAGACUUCCUGUACCCAUCCCAGUGGAACUCAUAGCAAUUGUGGUGGCAACGUUGAUAUCAUCCAAUACCAACUUAAAUGGCAACUACACUGUCUCAGUAGUGGGUGAAAUUCCUAGCGGCCUCAGUCCACCAAGCAUACCAGAUUACAGCCUUUUUGGAGAGGUUGUUGUGGAUGCUUUUGCCAUGGCGAUGGUGGGAUAUGCCAUCUCCAUCUCACUAGGGAAGACGUUUGCUAUAAAACACGGCUACAAAGUGGACAGCAACCAGGAACUGGUGGCGUUAGGUCUCAGUAAUGGAAUAGGAGCCUUCUUCCAAUGCUUCUCUGUCUCCGCCUCUAUGUCACGCAGUCUCAUCCAGGACAGCACUGGAGGUAAAACACAGAUUGCUGGAUUAGUCUCUUCUGUUAUAGUACUGGUAACCAUACUGAAACUUGGACCACUCUUCCAAGAACUGCCCAAGGCAACACUUGCAGCUUUAGUCUUAGUAAACCUAAAGAGCAUGUUUAAGCAAUAUUAUGACAUUAUAACUCUCUGGAAGACGAACAAAGUUGAUCUGGUGCUAUGGUUAUUCACCUGGACAGCCACAAUGCUGUUCAAUCUUGACAUGGGCCUUGCUUUUUCCAUUGCCUUUGCUUUACUAACAGUGAUCUUAAGAACCCAACUUCCAAGGUAUUCUGUUCUGGGGCAUGUUCCAGGAACAGAGCUGUACUUGGAUAUGGAGACCAACAGAGAGGUGAGAGAAGUAACUGGAAUCACAAUCUUCCGCUCGUCUGCCACGGUGUACUUUGCCAAUGCUGAACUUUACCUGGAGGCUCUCAAACAAAAGAGCGGACUGGACAUCAGCAAGAUUGUAAUCUACAAGAGGAGACAAGAAGCUAAGCAGAGACGUAGACAGAAGAGAGCUGAGAGAAGAGCUCAACGUGAAGCCAAGAAACAGGUUAAGGUGAUAGCAGCUAAACAGGGUGCUAUAGGGCCAGUGUUUUCAGUGGAGGAAGAGGUGGCUCAAUGGACGGACACAAAUGUGGAUGCAGAGUCCCAACAGCAGUAUCGAGGGCGGGGAAAUGGCACUGUGUUUGUCAUGCCCACUACACCUCUGACACCUGAGAGCCACUGCAGCUGGGAAUACCUCAAAAGCGGGGAUCCAGACACCACAACUCUGGGGUCAGUGUCUGAACUGCAGGACGGGGACACCACAACUCUGGGCUCCAGUAGUGAGGAUACCCUGAGCCGUGACCUGGAGAGAGUCUCUCUGGGCUCUCUGGGAAAGUGGUCUUGGGAUAUUCACUCCAUUAUACUGGACCUCUCAGCAUCCAACUUCAUAGACACAGUGGCUAUCAAGACCAUGCAAAAUAUAUUCCGUGACUUUGGUGAGAUUGAUGUUGAUGUCUACAUGGCUGGGUGUCAGGCCUCUGUUGUGGAGCAGCUGGAGCAGGGGGGAUUCUUCUCUAAGUCCAUCACCAAAGGACUUCUGUUUGCCACAAUCCACGAUGCAGUGUUGCACUGUCUAGAUCAUCAUGGAGCAUCACCAUUGUCCAGAUACGAGGAUUCAGUGAAUAUGCAGAGCAGCACAAAACUAUGAAGAUUCUGACCUGCAUGCAAUAUGGAUGUG
Messenger RNA from Osmerus eperlanus (European smelt), 2454 nucleotides. It is a transcript of the gene slc26a6l1, whose product is annotated as solute carrier family 26 member 6, like. NCBI's taxonomy places the organism in Eukaryota, Metazoa, Chordata, Actinopteri, Osmeriformes, Osmeridae. The coding region runs from base 1 to 2424 and encodes 807 amino acids. Gene Ontology annotation, molecular function: oxalate transmembrane transporter activity; secondary active sulfate transmembrane transporter activity; bicarbonate transmembrane transporter activity. The record is from RefSeq and is a predicted model, not a curated record. The transcript has 19 exons. Gene Ontology annotation, biological process: transmembrane transport. Gene Ontology annotation, cellular component: plasma membrane.